UCCCGGCAUUAAGGUAAGUAGCAUAAGCCAACCAUGCGCAGUAAGGCAAAUAUAAGUAAUGAGCGGUUGAGUCUAUUCCCCUUAGAUCCUUUGUAAUCUUAAUAACCGUACCUAACAAAGCAGUAAUGUUGAUUAAUCCUAAGACGGGUUUCUUAGCGCCAAAGAAUAACGGAGUCCAAAGCAUAUUUAAUCCGAAUUGUAUGUAUUGCAGUUGUAAGUUAUCCCUAGCUGCGUCACCGAUAAAUGGAGUGUUCACAUGGGAAGCUGUCAAAUGAGCAGCAUAACCCAUAGCACCGUAAAGGAAUGUCCAUACUAAUGGGAAGGCGAUCUUUGGUGGGUGUCCUGAUGGCUUCUUCAACCCAGCGAACCAUGUAUCCACUGAUGACUUGGUUAUGGCGCCAGAGAGUGAUCCUAAAGCAAUAGGUAAUCCAACUGCUAUAGCUGGAUUGCGUGGUAAAUCGUAUAUCUAAGAUUUGUUAGCAAAUUCCCUUAAAAGUUUAAUUUUUUAUUACGAAUGUUGGUGGCAUUUCGUCAAGUUGGAUCUUAUCGGUGAAUCUCGUAUGUCAGCGAUUUAUACGCCUCAGAAGAAGCCUCUUAAUGACCUCCUGGCACGCGUACAAGCUUUGGAUUCCGCUACUAAGGAGAAUCCAAAGAGAAAGCGUGAAGAGAGAGCUCAGGAUGUGAGCAAAAGGCUCAAUGAUAUGGAUAGUCCAAAGCAGCAGCCAACCGAGUUACCGGACGUGACGAUGGAUGAACCAGACUCAAAUGCUCCAGCUAUGCCAUAUGCAGAUCAUUCAGCCGCUUAUCCGACUAUUUUCAGGGCUACACCAAAGAAUCUUUCAGUUAAAGCACAUCCCCCAAACUCAAGUACACAUAUCUACAAAAGACCAAGCUUAGAUAACUCUUCCGAACAUUCACCAAACAUUCACCCAGAUACUCGUUCCGGAAAUCACGAUACAAAUGAUGACGACGUUAUUGUGAUCGAAAAUCUCACUCCUAAGAAACAAUACAUGCGGAAGCCAGAUUCAGCUUCUAAAGUAAGAGGUGGUAGAAUAUCGGAAGCCUACAAAAUGACACCAAGAAGAAAAAUAACACGCGAAAUGCUUAUGCCUAAUGGAGACGACGAGGAAUCUGUCAAUAAGGAGAAUGACAGUAAUUUGGAGGAAUCGAUAUUGUAA
Wallemia mellicola CBS 633.66 is the source of this 1178-nucleotide messenger RNA. RefSeq lists its product as hypothetical. The record is from RefSeq and is a predicted model, not a curated record. The coding region runs from base 561 to 1178 and encodes 205 amino acids. The transcript is spliced from 4 exons. NCBI's taxonomy places the organism in Eukaryota, Fungi, Basidiomycota, Wallemiomycetes, Wallemiales, Wallemiaceae.